Micromonas pusilla CCMP1545 is the source of this 3432-nucleotide messenger RNA. RefSeq lists its product as uncharacterized. The record is from RefSeq and is a predicted model, not a curated record. The transcript has 4 exons. The coding region runs from base 1 to 3432 and encodes 1143 amino acids. NCBI's taxonomy places the organism in Eukaryota, Viridiplantae, Chlorophyta, Mamiellophyceae, Mamiellales, Mamiellaceae.
AUGACGUCCAGCCCCCCGCGCCCCCCCGCGCGCGUCCUCCUCCUCGCGCUCCUCCUCGCGCUCGCCCCGCUCCGCGUCGCGCGCGCGUCCGUCGAUCGCGCGCACGCGAAGGGCAAAGCCGGCCCGCGCUUCGGCACCUCCUCGCGCGCCUUCUUCGACGGAGGCGCGAACGCGCUCGCUCACGACGACGACUUCCUGACGUCGCUGACGAACGACGACGCGGCGGCGGCGCCGAUAGACGCCUCGCGCGUUUCGGAGGCGUUCGCCGCGUCCGGCGACGUCGCGUCGUUCCUGCGCGUCCGCCCGGUGCGGUCCGUCCGCGUGCCGAUCCCGGUCGCGUUCGUGAUGGUCGGCUUCGACGGCGACGGACACCUCGGGCUGCAUCUGAGCGAGGACGACCAGGUUCGGUGGUUCCAGCGGAUCGAUCGCGCGGUGUCGCACGCGAGGGUGCCGCGCGCGGCGCUGGAUCGCUUUCGCCGUCGCGGGCGGAGGCGCGGAGGAGGGGAGGGAGGAGAGGAAGAGACGACGACGCGGCACCGGCGCGCGACGGAUGACGCCGCCGAAGACGACGCCGCCGACGCCGCCGCCGCCGACGACGGCGGGAUGCCCGCGAGCUCGUUCGCGACGUACGACUUCAGAGCCCACGUCGUGAACCCCGGCCCGGGGGUGUUGGAGGUGUUCGAGCGCGCGAUCGAGACGUUCGCGCGGCCGGUGGACCCGCCGAGGAGGGACGGAGACGGAGCGGAGAAGGCGUCGGCGACGAGAUCGACGUCGAGAUCGAAAUCGAGAUCGUCGACUUCCGCGGACGACGACGACGACGACGGCCGCGCGCCCGACCCUGACGCGCCGGUGACGCACCACGUCGACGCGCAUUCGAUGUCCUCGCUCGUGGACUCGCUCGUCGACGGCCUCGGGCUCGGCGAAGGCUACGCCGUCGUCGUGUUAAACCCGAAGAAAUUCAAAGCGUUCGGCGACGGGCGGUACGGGUACAGAGCCGGGUUCUCCCCGAGCGAGAUGGCGGCGUUGCGACCGCGCGCGGACGCGCUGAGGAAGGAAGCGAGACGCCGCGGCGGCCCGCGACGCCGCGCGCCGUCGCCCGCGCCGGAGGCUUCGAAGCCGUCGUGGUGGAUCGAGAACGUCCUCGCGCCGCGAGAGGGAGCCGCGGCGGGCGGCGGCGUCGUCGCGUACGACGCGUCGAAAGCGGGCGCGAGGUGGGCGAAGAAGGCGGCGCGCGCGGUGGCGGAUGCCGCGGCGGAGCGGGAUGGCGCGUCGCACCCUCUGGACGCGGCGGCGCUGCGCGUGCUCACCGGCGACGACGCGCACGCGGCGAAGCGCUUGUCCGCCGCGCUCGCGGGCGCCGUCGACGACGACGCGACGGAUGAGGAGGACGACGGCGACGCGUCCGCGUCCGAUUCAGUGUCGGACGAGACAGAUUGCGUCUCCGACCUGUACGUCGGCCGCGAGCGCGCGUCGUGGAUCGACCUCGGCGCCGGACCGUUCGCGUGGGGGCCGCUGGUCGGCGGGAGCGGCCUUCGCGGGGCGACGGACCUCCCGGACGUGGACUUGCGAUUUAACCGCGGCCUCUCCGACGCGGAGAAAGCGGCGCACAGGCCCACCCCGGACGCGCGGCUUCGAGAGGAGCUGGAGGCGGCCGCCGCCAAGAGCGAGGCGUCGAUCGAUCCGCGCGACGAGCUCCAGGUGUUUCGAGCGCAGAUGGACGUGUACACGUCGUUCGCGAAGAAGCACUGCGAGUCGCGCGCGACGCGAAUCAAACUCUGCGACGACCUUAAACGAAAAACGCGCGAGCUCUCCGUCGCGAUCGCGGAGGCGAAGGACGGCGACGUCCAGCCCGAGGACGCGGACUUUUCGCUCUUCGGGCGGGACGACCUUCCGCCGAACGUGACCAUCGCGCGCGACGUGUUCGCGUCCGAGCUCGGGCGGGUCCUGUCGUCGCAUCUGACGCGCGUCGUCGCGCCGGCGAAUGCGCCGGGCCCGCGGCGGUAUCACGAGCGCGUGCACGUGACCGUGUACUUCGUCGCCAUGGGCGCGAGCGAUCCGUCGCGGUCGCCGUACGGGACGGACGCGUUCGGGGGCUUCGACGUGGAGAAGUUCGAGUCGGAGGCGAGAGGGUUGAUGCUUCGCGACCAGAAGCUCGAGUUUUCCGCGCAGCGUCUGAGGGUCCCUCGCUUUCAAUCCCGACACACCUCGACGCCUUUCAACUCCGCUUCUGACGCCUUUCAACUCCACCCCGACGUCGCUUCGUAUGGAACGACCCUCAGCGCGUCCGACGACGCCGCCGUCGCCGCCGCGCUCGCGAGCUCGCUUCGAACCGGCGCGGACGCGGUCUUGACCGAGGGCGGCGACGUCGCGACGCGAAAGACGCGGUGGAUCGACGCGAGAGAGCUCAGGAGGCAGCUCGUCGCCGUCGGCGGCGGCGGCGGGACCUCCGCGGCGGGCCCUCGCGGCGGUGAGACUGCUUCCCGUACGACCCCGUUCGCGUGGUGCACGCCGUUCCUUGAGGACUUUUCCCGUCGUCACUCUUCACCCGCGCUUCCCUUUCAACGUUUGACCGCCGCCUCCGUGCUCGAGAUACCCGUGUUCGUCGUCGAACCCGAGGUGGACGACCGCGCGCCUCUGCUCGUGGACGGCGCUCACCAGGCGGUGUCCAUGCCGGACAUGAUCAUCGCGACGCAGUCGCACGACGCGAGAUACGCGUCGUCGUUCGCGUGCGACGGCGCCGCGACGCGCGUGAACCUUCGCGACCCGACGAAAGCCGCGGUGCUCGCGCUCGCGGAGCACCUCGGCGGCGCGUUGCCCACGCAUCUCGGCGCGGAUCGAAGCCGAAGCGAUCGCGGCGUCAUCGGCGUCGAAGAGGAGUGGCUCUGGAGCGUCGGAUCGCACCCGCUGUCGAGCACGUGCGCGUUCGGCGGGGGGUCGCUGACGCGGACGCAGAAGGACGUCGUCCAUCGCGCGUACGCGCUCACCGCCGUGGACGCCGCGGCGGCGGCGGUCAACGCGGGCGUGAAGACGUUGCGCGCGCUGAAGACGACGGGCGCGGGCGCGGGCGCGGGCGGCGUUCGCGGGCGCGGCGAGGACGGGCUUAAAGCGCUGCGAUCCGCGGGGCGUCACGCGACGGACGCGUUGCGCGCGCACGCUCGCGUCGCGGAGGGAUUUCAGACGCUCGCGGAGGCGAUGGAGCGGCUCGAUUUCGACGCCGUCGCGGCGGCGAGCGCGCGAGCGGAGCGCGACGCGAGGGCGUUUCGCGACGCGUGCGAGGAGAUCGCGGCGGCGAUGCGUCCGGGGCGGUGCACGCGACGCCGCCGCGUCGACGGCGUGGGCGGCGGCGCCGCGGGCGUGAUCGUGCUGGCGGUGGUGGCGGUCGUCAUCGUGCACGGCUUGCGGUCGGAGAAGCUCAAGCCGAAGAUCAAUUGA